Molecule: messenger RNA, 842 nt
Organism: Rhodofomes roseus
Lineage: Eukaryota; Fungi; Basidiomycota; Agaricomycetes; Polyporales; Fomitopsidaceae
Exons: 3
Coding region: 141-689 (182 amino acids)
Source: RefSeq, a predicted model, not a curated record
ACCAAGAGAGGUUCGGGAGACAAAGGGGUGCCUGACGGUACGUACGUGACAAGUACGUGGUCCGACGACUUUCCACUGGUCGAUACACACCGACCUCAGCAGACCGCUCAAUUAUUCACACGAGUACCAUCCAAUCUGGCAUGAAUACGCGGAUUACUUCACAGUUCACGAUAACUGCCGGUGUCCCGUUCAGCACGGCCAAGGACCCCAACAUCACGUUGGCGAAGUCGCUCCGUGUUGCUGGCCUACAGUCGAACACGCCCGAGACGAUGUUCUUCGAGACGCCGUUCACUGACAGCGUGUGGCACAACUUCGCACUGAGGAUGGGUUGGGUGGACAAUACGAUCACUGUGUAUUACUCGGAGGGGUACGCCCCGCUGGAGUCGGAUGCACCCCAGCUCAUGCCCACGAACAGUAAUCGAAAACCGGGCGCACAACAAAGGUUGCGCGCCUCGAACUUGGCCACUGCAGCGACCAACCACCAACCGUCCAUGUACCUUCCGCGUGCACACCGACUUGCGAAGCAACAGCGCGCCAGUGCGGCGCAAGACAGCGCGAGCAGGCGGGCGUGCAAACAGGAGUGUAUUGCCAUUUUCUGCGUACGCUCAACAGACACGAGCUCGGCACUUGAACUUCUUGAAGCACGAGCCCGGCGUGCGCGUGCAGAAAGUCGGUUACAGUGCCCAUAGCGCGGAGAGGAGCUUCUGAUAAGUAUACGGACGAGGUGAGCUGUGGCACAUGUGACGGCCAGCCAUGAAUAUGAAGCACACGAAGCACGGCGGGCUCAGGCCCGCCAUGCGCGGAUGCGCCGAGUAUGCGACUGGGGGUGGACAAGGACCGGU